AUGUAAACUCAGACAUAUUUUACUUUUUUAACGCAUGUGUAUUAAGUUUUCUGACACUUCAUUCACAAAAACUAAUUUAUUGAUUAUCAGUGUAUAGAACAUUCAAAUGCACAUGCAAGCAUCUGUCAUAAAUUGAACUAUUUGAUAGGGUGUUUCCAGGUCACAUGACACAUCGCUAUGUUUUGAACGGAGUUUACGAAGGACUGAAGAUUGACCUACUACCAGCUGUUUACAAUCUACGUGAAUGUGAUUAAAGAAUGGCCGCUAGUUCUUGCCCAAUUUUCAAAAAAAGACAUUCAGAAAUGGUUAAUAUGUAAACAAAACCAGUGGGAUUAGAUAUUUUGAGACAGCCGUGCAGCAUGUAAAGUAAAACAUAGCUUUGAAGAUCAGCGUAUAUACGUUGUAAAAACAAAUAAAUACAUUGGUUUCUUUGAUUACACAAAUCAAAAAUAGCCUAAUAUUUUCCAUGUUGCAAUAGAACAUACGCUCAAAUAUAAUGGAAGAGAUAACGACAACACCGCCAAAAAAGGAAAGAAUAUUUCCUAGACUAGAUCUGUCAGACCAGUCAACGUUAACUGCUGCAGAACAGCCAGUCUUAAUAGUUCAGUCGCCGAAGACUCCGACUCUUUCUAAGAAAUUGAAGGCUGUUAGCCUCGAUUCAGAUCCACCAGCUCAAUCGACGAGCCUCGAAGUGUCCCGGGAUGUAUUUUCCAUGCCAAACACCCCCAAGAGACAAAUCAAACAAAAACUCUCUUGUGAUUUCGAAGAUGGACCACAUAAGUCAAUGUUGGCUCCCAGCUUGAAUUCGAAUUUAAAGAAAUUUGCGUCAAAUACUAGCAUUUCAGGAUCACAAACUCUGAAAACCUUACCAGAAGUAAUGACACUACACGAUUUUUCCGAUGGACCCGUCACCAUCCCAGUAAAAAUCAAAGCCAAAGGACUGUUAGAGCGUCGGGGAUCAAAUGCCAGCCUCACAAUCGAUUUGGGUUCAAACCCUAGUAUCGCCGAUGUUAAACCUGUAGCGUUCAAUAGGCUCAACACAGCCAAAAGUGUCUCCAAUCUCAACUUAUCGACGUUUGAUUCGGAAAAAUGUUGCAAUUGCUCAAAGAAGUGCGAAGCUCACGUCGUCAAGUCCGUUAUCGAGAGGAGAAAAUCGCAAGAGACAUGUGGAAACUGUACCAUUUAUGAAGCUGUUCCAAGUAUCAUGAACAGCUGCAAGAUAGUCAAAUGUCAACAACCAAAGCGAUGCAGUUGCUGCCCCAAAACAAGGCGGAAAUCUUUGUCUAAUGAAAACCUCUAUAUUCCGCCUUGUGGAUUUUGCCAGACAGGCGCUUUGAAGGAGUGUACAGGUGCAUCUAAACAUUGCAAGGGGUACAGAAAGGCCUAUUAUCCCCGACAACCCGACCUGGAAACAACACAGUUACUGUCGGAGGAUUUCAAGCUGCAUUUAGAGAAUAUCCGCUAUCUCGAGACCGCUGGGAAUGUGCUCACAAUUGAGGAGCUAAAAAAAGCUUGUGAGGUUUCUCGUGUUCCAAAGCUACACCAAGAAUUCUGGGAGGUGCCGUUGAAUCUUCAGGAGAAAUGUUACGUUUCUGGUAGUCAAAGUCGUAAUAGGUAUAAAGGAGUAUUGCCAAAUGAACACAGUAGGGUUCAUUUACCUGGGCCGCAGACGUAUAUACAUGCCAAUUACAUUAAAGGUCCGGAUUACACAGAGACCUUAUAUAUAGCCACACAAGGGCCAAUGGCUCACACUUGUCAAGAUUUUUGGGAGAUGGUUUGGAAUACACAUUGUAAAUGCCUAGUGAUGUUAACGGGUCUGGUGGAAAAAGGCUACAAUAAAUGUGAGUUAUAUUUUCCAUUAGGAAAACCAGACGACAGUCCUGAAAAAUCUUUUUACUAUGUAAAAACAACAAAAGUUAGAGAUAAAUUCACUUUCGAUAGUAACGUUAAUACUCAGCUAUACGAAGAAGAGACGCAAGCAUUCGAACAAGUUAACGAAGUAACGUUUGGUAAUUACAGAAUAACUUAUCUGAACGAGAACAGUAUAGGCGAAUGCCAUAUUCGACAGUUGAGAUUACAGAAAUUGGAUUCCGCAGCAGAGCCAAGGAAAAUUAGUCAUUAUUGGUUUUCGAACUGGCCUGACCACAAGAUGGCUUGUCCGGAGCAAGUGUUGAAAAUAGCCCUUGACGUUUUGAAUGCAAUGCACUCAAAGAAAAAAUCUACCGACAAUAACGUUAAUGACAUAUCGAAAAAAUUCGAUGAAUCUCUUUCCAAAAGUACAAAUUGUAAUAUUGAUCUCAAAGCAAAAAGUUUCCCCGAUAACUUUGAUUGUAGUAUAUCAAAGAAAGAUAAGAUGCUUGCCUUAUCGAAAGGUACGCCCGAAGCACGUCGCAAAUCUAUGGAAAACUUAAAACUACCUGUGAUUGUCCACUGCAGCGCGGGUAUCGGUAGAACAGGUUGCUUCAUAGCCAUUCUGAAUGGAAUCCAACAGCUAAAGGCGAACUCUAAUGUCGAUAUACUGGCCAUAUUGUGUUCUCUUAGACUGAACAGAGGUGGAAUGGUGCAAACAGCCGAACAAUACGAACUUAUUCACAGAGUAUUAAGCUUGUACACGGAGAAUAUGACAUAAACAUGGCGUCUUAGUUCGUUGUUUUAGCGUAAUUUUUAAAUUGUCAGGGGAUAAUUUCCGGCCGCUUCGAUGAGAAAAAAUAAGUGGUUGCAGGUAGAAGAAGUUCAACCAUAAAAUCGCCACCGAUUACGUGUAGGUGGAACAAAUUGCGAAAAAUUUUAUAUAUAGUAUUAGCAAACAGGACAAAGUUUAAUGUUAAAAUAUGUGUAGUACUCGAAAAAUGUUACAGGAACAUGUAUUUACAUAUCAGUAACUUUUAGUGUUCUAAUAUUCUGGACAUCGCUAAUAUAUUGCUAACAGAAUUCAUGACUUCCUCUGGAUACCGGGUCUAAUAAUUAGUUGAAUACAUGUACCAGCUAAAUCUAUAUUACAUUGGAAACAUCUAUAUAAAAAAAGAAAUAACAUUGCCAAUUCCAAAGUCAUGAUGUAUUAGUUAUUAAUUAGCAUUGAAAUUAUUCACUAAUCGCUGUUAUUUAGACGAGACCUUCAAUAUUAUUGUAUAUAUCCUAUUCCCACUCUUUAAUCGCUAGUAUUAAACUUAAUAAAAGUUUUUCUUAGUAAGUAUCCAUCAACUUAUUUUUAUGGUCCUAUACCAAUUUUAAGCGUAUGUAUCUCCUGUGCUUAUAUCUGUGGUGUGUAUCAGUAUCAAAGAUCCCUUUGAGGCAUUAAAGGUACGGUCAGUAACCUCCCUGUAUUUAAAAGCAAAAAGAAAUUCAAAAACGGGAAAACUAAAGAUUUUUUACGCUGGAAAACACAUUCUGGUUACAACCUAAAAGUCUAAAAGGGUUGCCUGGUAUCAGUGGAAUCGCAGCUGAGCUGUUUGAGCUGGGCUGUUUGUUUUACUGAGUAUUUACAUAUGUGCUGUUUUCUGGUUUUUAUUCUAUAGUUUUUCAUGUUUGACCAGAAUGAUUUUUGAUUCCUCGGAAAGGCCUGCUGUGAAAUGUCUGCAGGCUCUGUAUAUGGAUGCCUCAGAAGUCAAACGGUGUAAGUCACAUUCUCCCUAAAAAUGACUUAUGAGAUAUAACACUACUUAUUAUUAUACAGCGUGUCCCAAAAGUAGUGGAACGGUCGAAUAUUUCGCGAACUGAACAUCGGAUCGAAAAACUGAAAAACACAUUUUCAAUAAUUUUAAAAAAUCUAUCCAAUGACACUAAACGCGAUCCCCCACUUCACCCCCUGGAGGUGGGUGGGGGGUAACUUUAAAAUCUUAAAUAGAAACCCCCAGUUUUUAUUGCAGAUUUGGAUUCCUUAUGUAAAAGUAAGUAAAAUUUAUCUGAGACGUUUUUUUGAAUUGUGGAUAGAUGGCGCUGUAUAAGUAACUUUUAUCUGAGACGUUUUUUGAAUUGUGGAUAGAUGGCGCUAUAAUCGGAAAAGACUAUUUAUUGUGAUACUAUACGUAAAAUUAUAGAAACGCUCUAA
Molecule: messenger RNA, 4048 nt
Organism: Diabrotica virgifera virgifera (western corn rootworm)
Lineage: Eukaryota; Metazoa; Arthropoda; Insecta; Coleoptera; Chrysomelidae
Exons: 10
Coding region: 497-2629 (710 amino acids)
Biological process (GO): protein dephosphorylation
Molecular function (GO): protein tyrosine phosphatase activity
Source: RefSeq, a predicted model, not a curated record